Messenger RNA from Salvia hispanica, 2583 nucleotides. The record is from RefSeq and is a predicted model, not a curated record. Lineage: Eukaryota; Viridiplantae; Streptophyta; Magnoliopsida; Lamiales; Lamiaceae.
AUGGCUCUUUCUUUGCUUCUUCGCGCCCUUUUCUUCUUCGUCUUGUUCAUAGUAUUUGUCGAUGGCCAAUGCCUCGAUGAUCAAAAAAAGUUGUUACUUGAGUUCAGGAGCGAAUUCAAAAUCAAUUCUUCCAUUCCAUAUAGUAUUGCGAAUUGGAAUGAGACAGGUGAUUGCUGCGAAUGGGGCGGCGUGGGAUGCGAUGACGCCGGUCGCAUCAUCAAUUUGAUGCUCCCAAAUGUGGGCAUCUCCGGAAGAAUUGGUGAGUCAUCAGCCCUUUUCCGGUUGACAUACUUGUUGAGGCUUGACCUCUCAAACAAUGACUUCACCACAAGUGAGAUUCCUAACCAAUUCCAUCGUCUCCCAAAUUUGGUAUACCUUGUCUUGACAUUUUCGAGUUUCGUGGGACCAUUGCCAUCCACCUUGGCUAACCUAACAGAGCUAGCUCGACUCUACUUAGUGGGUAACUUCCUCACUGGUUCAAUUCCAUCAUUUCAAACUUGCAAGAAUCUUGAAAUCAUAAACCUUGCUCAAAAUAAUCUAACGGGCUCACUUUCUCACUUGCAUUUUCAAGGUCUUACAAACCUCUUUGUGCUAGAUUUAAGCCGAAACUCGUUGAACGACACCAUUCCUCACCAUCUUUUUGUCCUGCCUUCAAUUGAAUAUCUUUAUCUAUCCCGCAACCAAUUCAGCGGACAAAUUAAAGUUGUUGGCAUUGCAAACCACUCUAACCUUGUUUGGGUAGAUUUGAGUAGCAAUAGGAUAGGAGGUGUCAUUCCAAACUUCUUCUUCCAGCUUCGAAACAUAUCAAAACUCAUUCUUUCUGACAACUUGUUCAAUGGCACUUUCAAACUGAAUAAGUUUCAAAGUUCCACAAGUCUUUCAGUACUUAGUCUUUCUAACAACAACCUGUCAAUUGACACAACCAACAUGAGUUCAAGUUCCCAUGGAUAUCCCAAUUUAUAUAGUUUGAACCUAUCAUCUUGCAAUUUGUACGAUUUCCCAGAUCUUACAAAUGCAUCCUAUUUGCUUUAUUUGGACCUCUCAAAUAAUCGUUUGCGAGGGGAUAUUCCUAGUUGGAUUUGGCAAACCUCAAGGAACUACUUGGACCUUUCCUUUAAUCUUCUAACUGGUUUUGAAAAGCCUCUCAUCCCUACAUAUUUUACUAAUUAUAAUGUCUUGCUCGCAAACAAUAGACUAACUGGAGCGAUUCCAGCCUUCAUUUGCAAUGUAUCUUAUUUAGGUGUUCUCGACUUGUCUUUCAAUAACUUGAGUGGUAGCAUACCUCCUUGCCUAAUAAAUAAAGGAAUUGCAAGGGAAGUGUUCAAUCUUAGGGGAAACCAAAUCAGUGGUGUUAUCCCGGAUCUUUUUUCUAGUGAGUGUAACCUACAAACCUUUGAUGUUAGUAACAACAGCUUAGUCGGUAGGGUUCCUGAGUCUCUGGGAAAUUGUAAGAAUCUACGGGUGAUGAAUGUUGGAAACAACAACCUUGAGGGUAGUUUCCCUUGCAUGCUGCCGUUGAGCUUGCGCAUCCUUCUCUUGCGCUCCAACAGAUUCCAUGGAGAUUUGAGAUGUAGUAAGAACUGGCCCAAUCUUCAAAUUCUGGAUAUAUCUUCAAAUUAUUUCAGUGGUAAUGUGAAUAUGCUAAACUUCUCAAGUUUUCGAGGAAUGAUGCUAGAGAGUUCUACACAUCUCAGGCUCAAUCGCUCAAACUCCAAUUUUCUAGGUGCUGACAGUUACUACCAUAAUGAGGUGACAUUAACAGUCAAAGGGAUUGAGGUGAAGCUUAUAAAGAUUUGGCCUGAUUUUACAUCCAUUGAUUUGUCUGCCAAUCGUUUUCAAGGAGAAAUACCAGAGGCAAUUGGUAAUCUUAGCUCACUCUAUCUUCUCAACUUAUCCCACAAUUCUCUCAUUGAUGCAAUCCCAAGAUCAUUGGGUGCCUUGGCAGAUCUUGGACGGAUCCCAACCAACAGCCACUUUCAAACGUUGUCGGCAGAUUCAUUUGAAGGAAACGCGGGGUUAUCUGGUUUCCCACUCAACGGAAGUUUCAACAACCGUCGUCCACCUGGUUCAUCACCAUCAGAGGAUUCAGAAUCAAAAGAUGAGGAGAUUGAGUGGGAAUAUGUGUUUGCUGCAUUUGGUUAUGUUGUGGGAUUCGGAAGCAUUGCAUGGACACUGUUAUGUUGCAGAAGCAUGAAAGAAAGAUACUUUGAAAAGAUAGAGGAGAUAGCUGACAAGAUAUUCUACGAGAGAGGAAGAAGAAGAAGACACGAGAGAAGAUUUCUUCAUAUACUGAUUCCAACUAGCACUCAGUUUCAAACGUUUUCGGCAGAUUCAUUUGAAGGAAACACGGGAUUAUCUGGUUUUCCACUCAACGGAAGUUUCAACAACCCUCAUCCACCUGGUCCAUCGCCAUCAGACGAUUCAGAACCAAAUGAUGAGGAGAUUGAGUGGGAAUAUGUGUUUGCUGCAUUUGGUUAUAUUGUGGGAUUCAGAAGCAUUGCAUGGACACUGUUAUGUUGUGGGAAUAGGAAGCGUCGUGUGGACACUGUUUUGUUGCAGAAGGUUGAGAGAAAGAUACUUUAA